Messenger RNA from Penicillium mononematosum, 1134 nucleotides. Its product is annotated as glycosyltransferase family 32 protein. NCBI's taxonomy places the organism in Eukaryota, Fungi, Ascomycota, Eurotiomycetes, Eurotiales, Aspergillaceae. The record is from RefSeq and is a predicted model, not a curated record. Gene Ontology annotation, molecular function: mannosyltransferase activity. The coding region runs from base 1 to 1134 and encodes 377 amino acids. The transcript has 3 exons. Gene Ontology annotation, biological process: mannosyl-inositol phosphorylceramide biosynthetic process.
AUGCGGCGCGGUCUCUUCAUCUUCCUCCUCGUCAACCUCAUUAUCCUCUCCUUGCUCGUCCGUAGUGUCUCGACGCUUCUAUCGCUACUAGUCGAAGAUGCCGCCGCCGACGCUAUACACCGCGCCGAGCUGCCCUCGCCGAAUUCAAGCCUGAUCGAGCAGCGCCCCCAGAUUAUUCCGAAGAUUAUUCACCAAACAUACAAGAAUGAGACUAUUCCCGAGGUCUGGGUAGAAGCCCAACAGAGUUGCAUUGACUUGCACCCGGAUUAUGAAUAUAUUCUCUGGACAAAUGAGAAAUCGCGUGAAUUUAUCGCCGCCGAAUACCCUUGGUUCUUGGACACAUUCGAUGGCUACAGUUAUCCUAUUCAGCGCGCGGAUUCUAUUCGAUACUUUAUCCUUGCACACUUCGGUGGAACAUACAUUGACCUGGACGACGGCUGCAACCGUCGCUUGGAUCCUCUUCUGGCUUAUCCCGCCUGGGUACGCCGUACUGCCCCCACCGGUAUCUCCAAUGACGCCAUGGGUUCCGUACCGCAACACCCAUUCUUCCUCCGUACAAUUGAAGUACUGCAACAAUACGACCGCCACUGGCUCCUCCCGUACAUAACGGUCAUGUACUCAACUGGACCACUGUUUCUGUCUGUCAUUUGGAAAGAGUACAUGCGCGAAGGGCCGAGCGAUGCUGGACGCGUGCGCAUCCUCAUGCAGGACGAAUAUAACAGGUUUUCUUGGAGUUUCUUUACCCACCACCGGGGUAACAGCUGGCACGGCAAGGAUGCGCACUUGAUCUUCUGGGUAGGUGACGAGUCUGGUAUCGAAAUUCUGAACAAUGCUAAUAUCUCGCAGAUGGGUCAACAUUGGCUGUUCCUCACUGUCUGCGGCUUCCUCAUCGCCGGAGUCGUUGGAUUCUGCCUCUGGUGGACCUACGGACGUGUCAUGCUCCUGGGAGCCAAGUACCGCUACCGCUACUCCAAGGUGCCAAGUAUUAUCAGCCCGUCGCGACUUUCGAUGUCGCCAACGCGACGCUCGCGCCUUUCAGUCCCGACAAUCCUGCGACGCGUCAGCUUCAAAGAAGACGAAGAGGCAGGCGGGGUCACGGAGACCUCGUACGAACUUGGACGUCGCGAUGACUAG